Pezoporus flaviventris is the source of this 7702-nucleotide messenger RNA. It is a transcript of the gene F5, whose product is annotated as coagulation factor V. The record is from RefSeq and is a predicted model, not a curated record. NCBI's taxonomy places the organism in Eukaryota, Metazoa, Chordata, Aves, Psittaciformes, Psittacidae. The transcript is spliced from 25 exons. The coding region runs from base 541 to 6345 and encodes 1934 amino acids. Gene Ontology annotation, molecular function: copper ion binding; oxidoreductase activity.
AUUUAGUUCUACAUCCAUUUCUAGUCCUCACACCUAAUCCCUCAAUGUUUUGCUUUCUAAGUGGGAAUCACUUAUUAGGAGAUGCAGCAUCUAACUGGGAAAUUUCCAUCACUGCCAGCCAUGCCAGGUUUCUGUUUUCUUGGAAGAUAGAAAAUAUGCCCCUCUUCUUCCAAACUGUGCAAGUCAAACAUCCUCUAAUUGUAAGUGAUUGCUUCUGCCUCUGAUAUCCUGCUGCUUCAGUAGACAAUGACUCAACCACAGCCUGUAGUGGGGCUGAAGCUGCUUCUUCUUGGUGCUUGUCUCUCACUGAAGAUUGUGUGGAGGAGGGGAAGGAAGGUAGUUUAAACAGUUUAUCUCUACUGGAUCCUGGUCAGUAAGGGAGAGGCAGAGGUGAAGAGCAAUGACCUGAACAUAGCAAAUGCUGUUACCCUCUUGCAUCACAAAUAUUUCAUUUCUAAGGGGAAGUUAGAAGCAGCAACAGCAAUAAAAGCAGUGGUUUCUGCCUUGUCUUCCAGACCAGCAUCAACAGGCAUCUGUACCAUGACACUCCACUGCAUGUGCCUUUUUCUCUUCCUUCUGCUUGGUUCAUGGUGGCCAGACUCAGAGAAGCAUGUGGUGGGAGCAGUGAAGGUCAGGGAGCACUAUAUAGCUGCUCAGAUCACUAGCUGGAGCUACAAACCGGAACCUGAGGAAAAGUCCAGAUUAGAACAUUCAGAUCCAGUGUUUAAGAAAAUUUCUUACAGAGAAUAUGAAGUGGAUUUUAAAAAAGAAAAGCCAGCAAAGAAAUUUGCAGGACUUCUGGGACCAACUCUGCAUGCUGAAGUGGGAGAUACUUUAGUAGUUCAUCUUAAGAAUAUGGCUGACAAGCCGGUCAGUAUUCAUCCCCAAGGCAUAGUGUACAGCAAAAAUGCAGAAGGCUCCCUGUAUGAUGACCGAACAUCAUCUGUAGAAAAACGAGAUGAUGCUGUGCUUCCAGGCCAGGUCUACACAUAUGUGUGGGAUAUAACAGAAGAAGUUGGUCCAAGAGAAUCUGACCUUCCUUGUCUUACUUAUGCAUAUUAUUCUCAUGAGAACAUGGCAAUGGAUUUUAACUCUGGUCUGAUUGGGGCACUGCUUAUCUGUAAGAAAGGAAGCCUAAAUGAGGAUGGGUCACAGAAACUUUUCGAUAAGGAGUAUGUACUCAUGUUUGGUGUGUUUGAUGAAAACAAGAGUUGGCAAAAAUCAGCAUCACUCAAGUACACAAUUAAUGGCUAUACUGAUGGAACAUUACCAGAUUUGGAAGCUUGUGCAUAUGACAACGUUAGCUUGCAUUUGAUAGGAAUGAGUUCCAAGCCAGAAAUUUUCUCCGUUCAUAUCAAUGGCCAGUCCAUGGAGCAAAGACAACGACGAGUUUCUAAUGUUAACCUACUGGGAGGAGCAUCAACCACAGUAAACAUGACAGUGACUGAGGAAGGAAGGUGGCUCAUAUCUUCUCUUGUCCAGAAGCACCUGCAAGCUGGAAUGCAUGGUUACCUCACUGUAAGAGAUUGUGGGGACAAAGAGGUGAAGAAGAGUCGUCUCUCCUAUAAAGAACGUCUUAUGGUCAACAGCUGGGAAUAUUUCAUUGCUGCAGAAGAAGUUACUUGGGAUUAUGCCCCAAAUAUUCCAGACAGCCUUGACAGACACUAUAAAGCACAGCACUUGGACAACUUCUCAAAUCUCAUAGGUAAAAAGUACAAAAAGGCUAUUUUUAGGCAAUAUACUGAUGCCAGCUUCACUAAACGUCUGGAAAAUCCUCGCCCCAAGGAAACUGGAAUCUUGGGCCCUAUUAUCAGAGCUCAGCUCCAUGACAACGUCAAAGUUGUGUUCAAAAAUAAGGCCAGUCGACCCUACAGCAUUUACUUCCAUGGUGUGACACUUUCAAAGAAUGCAGAGGGAGCUAAUUAUCCUCUGGAUCCUACAAGCAAUGACACCCAGAGAAGAGGAGUUGAACCAGGGAAUACAUACAUUUACGAAUGGAAAAUUGCUAAAACAGACCAACCCACUGCACAGGAUGCACAAUGUAUUACAAGGCUGUAUCAUAGUGCUGUAGAUAUUGAGAGAGAUAUAGCCUCUGGACUGAUUGGCCCACUUCUGAUUUGUAAAAGUGAAGCACUGAAUCAGAAGGGUGUGCAGAAAAAGGCAGAUGGGGAGCAGCAGGCAAUAUUUGCUGUGUUUAAUGAAAAUAAGAGCUGGUACAUAGAGGAUAACAUCAAGGACUACUGCAGCAACCCCGCCAGCGUUAAAAGGGAUGAUCCCAAGUUCUAUAACUCAAACAUAAUGCACACAAUAAAUGGCUAUGUGUCUGACAGCAGUGAAAUCCUUGGAUUUUGCCAAGAUAGUGUGGUUCAGUGGCACUUCUCCAGUGUUGGCACUCAUGAUGAGCUUGUCUCUGUUCGCCUUUCUGGGCACUCUUUUUUGUAUCAAGGGAAAUAUGAAGAUGUGUUGAACCUUUUCCCAAUGAGUGGAGAAUCAGUCACAGUGGAAAUGGACAAUGUUGGUACUUGGCUUUUAGCAUCCUGGGGUAGCCCAGAGAUGAGUAAAGGCAUGAGGCUGAGAUUCAGAGAUGCCAGAUGUGACAAUGAGGAAGAUGACAUGUUUGAUGUUAUGGAUUUCACUUACACCAAGACUGAUAAAAAGGCUGUUUCCACCUCAGUUGAGGAUGAUGUGCAAGAAGAAGAAACUGAUAAGGAAGAUUUGGAUUAUCAGGAUUACCUGGCUUCCUUUUACUCCAUCCGAAGCUUAAGGAAAGCAACAGCCAAUGAAGAAACCCAAAACCUUACAGCACUGGCCUGGGAGCAGUAUGAAGGCACUGAUGCCAUGAGUUCUGAGGUGGCAGCUGGCUCAGGUCUGACAGCUCUAUAUAGUAGUGAAUCCACAAGCACCUCUGAGUUCUCAGAAACUCUUAUCACUCCUCUUCCCCUAAUCGAGGCUGAAACAUUCCAGUCAAAUCACACAUCAGUCAAAGCAGAAGAGGAUUUAUUUUUGGCUGGCACAAGUGAUGGGAAGGCUGACUUGGUAUUUGAGAAUAGAAGCCAAAGCAAUUAUGAAAUAGAUCACAGUAAUAACAUGGCUGCAGAUGAGCUCUCACUGAGCAAUGGGGAAGGCCAAAUGAAUGUUGCAGAAGAGUUUCCAAGUGAUGGGAAUCACAGCAAAUUUUUUUCAGAAAAGAAUCAAGAAGACCGCACAGGAACAGAAAAUUAUAACAUUAACAGUAAAAGGAAAAGGCGAAACUUGCUGGCCAUCAAGUUUUACUCUGUCCAGAAGAUGACUGCCCUUCUGAAUCAUGUACGAAAUAAAAAUGUCUCAUUUUUUGACAAGACAAGUACACCUCAUUCUGCGCAUAAUGCAGAGAACACAUCUGAGAUAGUGGGAGCUGGCCAACUUCCAAGUGAUUAUGAUGAUGAACUGGAAGAAGAAACCAAGGUGGAAAAUGCCAUGCAAGAUGUUAACUUGACACUUGCUUUGGACCUCAUUGUAGAUGGGUCUAAUGCAUCCAACCUCUCUGAACCCAAGCUAUCCAAAGAUAAACAAGCAGACACUUCUUUAGGCAAUAUAAGGCCUAAUUCCAGCCCUGCUUUAGUGAAGAACUUACUAGAAGCAUCAUUGCCCAGGUCUGGGAAAUAUUCAUCUAAAACAACAAAUGAGGAAUGGAAUUUGGUGUCUGCAAAGGGGAGUCUGGGAUUUGAGGCAAAUUUAGAUAAAUCUGUGGGUGGUAAGUUAAAUCGUCAUGGCAGGAAUGUUACAGCAUUCAUAAGUAAGAAGCAUAUGAAGAAGUUUCAGGGGUUCUUGCAUCUAACAGGAGAAAACCAGAAAGGGAGCCACAUGCACCCAGCUCUGAAAGGAAGGGAGGAGAACAAGAAUGAUACUUUGAGUACCUCUGGAACCUUUAUCAAGAUCCGAAGGAAAAAAAAGGAAUAUCCAAAAGUGAACCACUUGAUGAGCCCAAGGAGUAAAAAGCCCCCCCAGACCAUCAAUUCUAUGGCAGAGUAUGGCCGUACAUUGUUUCUGGGCGAGACCAACCACACGACACUGCCAUGUUGCACUAACACUACAGAGGCACCCAGUGAGGCCAACCAUACACAUCUGAGCAAAGCCAAGCACGAAGAGUCACAAAAUUACACACUCACCCCACGGCAGUUUAAGCCAUCGAUCACGAUUGGGCUUCCCCAAGAAAAUGGAGAAUACGAAUAUGUUAUGGAAGGAUAUUACAGCGAGGAAACAUCAGGUAGUGAAUAUGAGUAUCAUUAUGUGACCUUUGAUGACCCAUACAUGACAGACCCAAAAGUGAAUAUCAAUGAACAACGUAACCCAGACAACAUUGCUGAACAUUACCUGCGUAGCAAAGGGAACGAGAGGAGAUACUAUAUUGCAGCUGAAGAGGUCUGCUGGAACUAUGCAGGAUACAAGAAGAGAUUUCCUUUCAGUACAAUGAUGAAUGACAAACCCUGUAAAGAUGGCACCACAUAUAAGGUGAUUUUCCAAAGCUAUACAGACAGUACCUUUACGACACUUCAGGAUGAAGACGAGUAUAAUGAACACCUUGGCAUCCUGGGGCCAGUUAUCCGGACUGAAGUGGACGAUGUUAUCCUAGUUCAUUUUAAGAAUCUGGCAUCCAGACCAUAUUCUCUCCAUGCUCAUGGACUCUUCUAUGAAAAGUCAUCUGAGGGAAGCAUUUAUGACGAUGAAUCUCCUGCCUGGUUUAAGGAGGAUGACCAAGUCCAGCCAAAUAACAGCUAUAUAUACGUAUGGUAUGCAAACAGGCGAUCGGGACCUGUGCAGUCAGGAGCAGCUUGUCGGUCCUGGAUCUACUACUCUGAUUUAAAUAUGGAGAAAGAUAUUCACUCUGGUUUGAUUGGGCCAAUACUGGUUUGUCAAAAAGGAACCUUCAGUAUGUCAAACAACAGCAAAACAUCGACCCGAGACUUUUUCUUGCUUUUUAUGGUCUUUGAUGAAGAGAAAAGCUGGUACUUUGACAAACAUUCUAGAAGUCCGUGUACUGAGAAGACCCAGGAAGGGCAGCAGUGCCACAAAUUCUAUGCCAUUAAUGGGAUUACCUACAAUUUGCAAGGUUUGAGGAUGUAUGAAGGUGAACUGGUCCGAUGGCAUUUGCUGAAUAUGGGUGGGCCAAAAGACAUUCAUGUUGUUAAUUUUCAUGGACAGACCUUCAUAGAACAAGGAAAGCCACAGCAUCAGCUUGGUACAUACAUGCUCCUUCCAGGCUCAUUUAGAACAAUCGAAAUGAAACCGCAGAGACCUGGCUGGUGGCUUUUAGACACUGAAGUGGGGGAAUAUCAGCAAGCAGGAAUGCAGGCAUCCUAUUUGGUUAUAGAAAAAGAGUGCAAGAUUCCAAUGGGUCUAGCAAGUGGUGUCAUACUCGAUUCACAAAUUGAUGCUUCACAUCAUAUAGACUAUUGGGCACCAAAGUUAGCCCGAUUAAACAAUUCUGGAACAUACAAUGCUUGGAGCACUGUAGUGAAAAAAGAAGAACUUGCUUGGAUCCAGGUGGACUUUCAAAGACAAGUUCUGUUAACUGGGAUACAGACACAAGGAGCCAAGCAGUUUUUAAAGUCCUUGUAUGUCCAGAAGUUCUUCAUUGUUUACAGCAAAGACAAACGGAAGUGGAGCACUUUCAAAGGAGACAGCUCACCAGCACAAAAGAUUUUUGAAGGUAAUUCUGAUGCCUAUGGCGUGAAAGAGAACAUCUUUGAUCCCCCUAUUAUUGCUAGGUACAUCAGAGUUUACCCAACUGAGGCCUACAACAGGCCUACUCUCCGCAUGGAGCUUCUGGGCUGUGAAGUAGAUGGUUGCUCUUUGCCACUUGGAAUGGAAAACAGAGAGAUCAAGAAUACCCAGAUAACAGCCUCGUCUGUUAAGACAUCCUGGUUUAACACAUGGGGGCCUUCACUUGCUCGGCUCAAUCAGGAAGGAAUGAUGAAUGCCUGGCGAGCAAAGUUGAACAACAACCAACAGUGGCUGCAAAUUGAUCUCCUCACAGUUAAGAAGAUAACUGCAAUCGCUACCCAGGGGGUCAAGUACAUGGCUGCUGAAAACUUUGUGAAAACCUAUAUUAUCCUAUACAGCGACCAAGGCUCAGAGUGGAAAUCCUAUACGGAUGGUUCAAGCUCAGUGGCAAAGGUUUUCUUGGGUAAUGAAAACAGCAACGGGCAUGUCAAGCAUUUCUUUAACCCACCCAUCCUAUCCAGGUUUAUCCGCAUUGUUCCAAGAACGUGGUAUAGUGGUAUUGCCCUUCGUGUAGAACUCUAUGGCUGCGAUUUUGGUGGGGGUCUGACUGUGAAAAGGACUGACGGUUCUGGGAGCUCUUAACCCUUCAGGAAUCAUCAUGCAGAAUGAGGCUUUUUAAAACCCUUAAAGCAAUCAUACUGGAUGUGUGCUUCUUCAAAGGACAUUAAUGUUUUGCCAGCAAGAAUUAUGAGAGAUUUCUCUGGCAGAAUUUUUGUUCCUACAAAUACACACUUUGGAAAACCAUUUCUUUUCUCUGGGAAGAAACAACAGUCCCUUCUCAUUUGUAUUAUCAUUUCUUCAUUAUAACGCGCUCUGUUUUACCUUUUGCUUAAAAGUUCUAAAUCCCUAGGGAUGGAGACUCUGGCCUUAAUCCUGAGCCCUGAUUAACUUCAUUUUGUAAUGCUUCUGCAGCAGAGAGGAGGAAUAGAAAGCUUACAGCAGUUGGAUGUUCUCUGUACAUAGGGCUGAGAGAGAAAACUAGUGCAGAUAUGGAGCUGUGGUGCUGCAUUCCAGCAAUGUGUUGGUAAGAAAUGAUUGUAGAGGUGGCCUCACCUCCACAUCUCUUUCAUCUACACUGCCCCAACAGUAGAAUGCAUCCCAGCAUUGAGGUGUGUGCAGGCCCUUGGAGAAUAUGGUUCACAUUACUGAUUUGUUUCUUGCAUACCCAGGCACGCCUGAAAUGCUGUGGAUUUCAUGUAAUUCGUCUUUAGUGCCCUUGCAAGGGGAAGGGGAGACGGCGGUAUCUUUCUUUCCUGGAAACAGGAAGGGAAGUGAUUUAACCUGGCAGGUCAUGGAAUGACAACAGUAGAACCAGUGAGGAUCCAGAGCUCCUGACACUGUCCCAUGCAAACUUUUAGACCAUGGGGUGGGGGAGCUCCCUCCAAUAGGAUACAUUGAGAACUGUAGCUGCUCAGUGAGAAUACCACCUGGUGGUGGCAGAGGAGGGUUGGAUGAAGCUGGGUAAUGGCAACACCUGCACCUUCUUUACCAUUUAGCUGUAACAGUGUUUUCAGUAAUAGAACUACUCUUGUGCGUGGAGCACACAUGGAUUUUUUUCCAGGAUGGCUACAUCUAGUUAAAAUAUAUACACACAGUCUAUGAACUCAUUAUUCCAGCAAGUUUUGGCUAAGCUUUCAGUAGUGUUUAUGGCUUUCAUCCUGUAAAUUUUUUAGUUGCAGAACUUCCACUUACCACACUGGGUACCAUUCAGCAGGGUGGAUUUUUCAGAGACGUUUGUCUUUGAACCUCAUAUGGUUUUAUCCAGGUUAGUUCAGUAGUUUUUCAAUUCUUGUAUCUUACAGACCAUGCAUUUCAAAAUGAAGGCACAGAACCAGAGUGAAAAAAGUAUAAAAGCUAAACAAAUAUUUUCUUUUUUUUUUUAAUUAUGUUGCAAACUCUUUCAGUGGUAAAUAAAGAUAAUAUUGUAGCAUGGAAAACA